Messenger RNA from Porites evermanni, 1341 nucleotides. The record is from the annotation of a GenBank genome assembly. Lineage: Eukaryota; Metazoa; Cnidaria; Anthozoa; Scleractinia; Poritidae.
AUGACUCCUAAUAAGUGGAUGACUAAACUCUAUCAAGCGUUCACUAAAUACAGACUCACCAUUUACAUGUUUGGUGAUACAAAUCAAUGUGAUCCAGUAGAACCAACUGAUAUGUUUUAUGAUUAUUUCACAUCCAUUCCAGUCUCAGAGAUGUGCCCACGACGGGUUGAAAUGAAGUAUAUAGAAGAAUAUGCUCGAUACGAUCCACAAACACGGGAUCUGUUAACCAAGUUUCUCAAGAGUGGUACUAUCAAACACCAAUUUCAACCACCAAAAGAUAGUUACCAUAAUGCAUGCUAUCUGAAUAAAACAAGGCGGCAUGUCACGCAAGAAUGCUGUAAUAGAUUCACUGAAAAUAGAGAAUAUUAUGAGAUCGAAUUUAAGUAUCAAGGGCAUCGGGAGAAAAAUAGAGUAUCAAACGGGAUGCUAAUGUUAGUGACACAAAAUAUGCGCAAUAAAGAUAUGUUUAAUAUGGAGCAGCAUAACAUUGACAAUAUUGAGGAAAAUGAAGACGGUAAUCUCAAUUUUAUUCUUAAUGGUACAAUAUUCAGUCACAGUGAAUUUCGCGAAUCUUUUAUACCAUCAUUUUGUGUUACAGUGUAUAAAUAUCAGGGAGGAACAAAAAGCACCCCAUAUAAUAUUUAUGAUGUUGAGAAAAUGGACAAGAAACAGCUCUACACAGCAUUAUCCAGAACAACAGAAUUAAAUCAUGUCCAUCUUGAUACAACAAAAUUGAACCCUAAAUACAAAAUCAGAAUGCCGCCGCAUUACGUGACAGUAAAUAGCUACUUUAAUGAUAAUUACCACAAUGGUCAAAUUUACAAGAUUACGUUCGAACACAACAAUAAAUUGUAUAUUGGUAGCUCUAUCAGAAAUCUGCAAGAACGGCUCAAUGUACAUGUGACCACAAAAUCAAGUGCAAUAUAUCAAUGCAAGGGUGACAACCCAGUAAUCACACCAAUAAUAAGAGCACCUUGUAAGGAUCGUCAAGAAGUAAACAGAGUGGAAGCCGAAUACAUCAGAUAUUAUAGUGAAAAAUAUAGGGACCGUUUACUCAACAAAGAAUCAGUUCCUAAACAGACAGUCAAAAUUGAAUACAAACAUCAAGCGCAAAUCGAGACAGAAAAUAAAUUGCGCGACCGUCUGCGCCAGAAAUUUGGUGAUGAACUCAAAAUCAAGGAUAAUCCCAUGAAUAAGCUACUAUACUACGAUGCUAAGAUUGAUGGCAAAUGUUACAAAACAAUGGCCAGAUAUACCAAACAAUCCAAGGAGGAAGCAAUGUCAAAGGUAACCAAAAAGCAACAGCAGCUGAUCAGUGAAUUGACAAUCCAACGGGAAUAA